Molecule: messenger RNA, 1788 nt
Organism: Limanda limanda (common dab)
Lineage: Eukaryota; Metazoa; Chordata; Actinopteri; Pleuronectiformes; Pleuronectidae
Gene: trdmt1
Product: tRNA aspartic acid methyltransferase 1
Exons: 11
Coding region: 18-1163 (381 amino acids)
Molecular function (GO): methyltransferase activity
Source: RefSeq, a predicted model, not a curated record
UGGACAGCGAGGCCGUCAUGUGUACCGUGGAGAGUUUGCGAGUUCUCGAGCUAUACAGUGGAAUAGGAGGGAUGCAUUAUGCAUUAAAGGAGAGUGGCAUACCUGGCCAGGUGGUGGCUGCUAUUGACAUAAACACCACUACCAAUCAGAUCUACAGGCACAAUUUCCCUGACACCCCGCUCUGGAACAAGACAAUAGAGGGCAUACCACUAGAUGACUUUAAUAAAUUAUCUUUUGACGUGAUUUUGAUGAGUCCUCCAUGCCAACCUUUCACCAGGAUAGGUCUUCAGGGUGACAUUCAUGACCUCAGAACCAAGAGCUUCCUAUACAUCCUCGAUGUUUUGCCAAGGUUGCACAGGCUGCCCCGCUUCAUUCUGCUGGAGAACGUGAAAGGCUUUGAGAGUUCCUCUGCCAGGAAUAUUUUGGUGAAAACACUGAUGGAGUGUGGAUAUACUUUCCAGGAGAUCAUGGUCUCACCAACAAGUGUUGGGAUUCCUAAUUCAAGAUUGCGUUAUUUCCUGACUGCUAAGCUUGCGACAGAUAACUUAAGCACCCAGACAAAGAUUUCAGAUGCCCACCUACAUCCCUCUGAGUAUGAUUCGUCUGAGCCGCCCACAGACUUGAAUCCGACAAGUACCUGCCAGCCAGAAGAGGACUUGCAGGGGGAUCAUGUCCUGUAUAAACUGGAGACAGCAACUGAUGUGCAGCGGAAAAUGAUUCAGAACAACAAUCUGUCUGUCAGGCAGAUCCAAGACUUCCUGGAACCACAGAUGGAAGCGAACUUUCUUCUUCCUCCUAAAACCCUACUGCGAUAUGCUCUGCUCUUAGACAUUGUUCAGCCUUCAUCCAGGAGGUCCGUCUGCUUUACCAAAGGCUAUGGACGUUAUGUUGAAGGAACUGGCUCAGUACUGACAAAUUGUAUGGAAACAGAGAUGGAGCUUGCCUUUACUCAUCUGGACCAGUGCUCUGAAGAAGAAAAACUCAAGCGGCUAAUGAAAUUGAAGCUCCGAUAUUUUACUCCAAGAGAAGUUGCCAACCUCAUGGGUUUCCCUCAGAGCUUCUGCUUUCCAGAACAAAUCUCAACCAGGCAGCAGUACAAAGCUCUAGGAAACAGCCUGAAUGUUGUGCUGGUGACCAAACUCUUACAAACGCUACUCUCCUAGCAUUUGGGAUGUGUCUCUGGAGAAGAUCAUUCUGUUGUCAUUGUUAAUUAAAUAUAUGUAUAGUGUAAUCAUUGCUAGCUAUGUUAACUGAUCAAAAUGGUCAAAAAUACUUCUGUGACAUCACUAUUAUAUAAAGUUACAUGUCUCUUACAUGCAACUUAUCAGUACAUACAUAUUUUUGCUUGGAUCUGGUUAUUGGUUUUUUUCUUGUUUUUUUCCAUAAAAAUUAGAAAAUCUUGAAGACAACCUAUGACAUAUGUAGUUUUUAUAUUUAUCCUGAUUGAUCAUUACUAGUGCAGUGACUGCUGUAAACAUGCCUGUUUGAAAGGGGCUGUUUGCUUGGCCUGUGGAAACGCUUCAGAGCUUACGGAAUUAUUCCUUGUCAUUAGUGAGCCCUCCUCGAACCGUUCAGAAUAUACUGACUCUUUUUCAAUGGUAACAUGCAGGACAUUGUUUGCAUAUAUUUAAUAGAUAUUUUAUGAUGCAGGCUUAAGUUAGUAAACGUUUUGUACAUCCUACCUGUUUUAUCUGCAAUGAGGAUUUUAUAGUCAAUGUUUUUCAUAAAAUGAGCUGAAUUAGCUGUAUUACUAUUUACAUGUGUGGUUUAUAUAUAGGUUUGAAAGAU